Molecule: messenger RNA, 2727 nt
Organism: Aspergillus oryzae RIB40
Lineage: Eukaryota; Fungi; Ascomycota; Eurotiomycetes; Eurotiales; Aspergillaceae
Exons: 5
Coding region: 1-2727 (908 amino acids)
Biological process (GO): nucleolar large rRNA transcription by RNA polymerase I
Cellular component (GO): RNA polymerase I core factor complex
Molecular function (GO): RNA polymerase I general transcription initiation factor binding; RNA polymerase I transcription regulatory region sequence-specific DNA binding
Source: RefSeq, a predicted model, not a curated record
AUGGGCACUUGGGUAAAGCGACAUAUCAUCAGGAGACGCAGAAUUGGGAAUUUUCCCGGACAUUGGCUUCGCAUCGAGAACAAAAGUCUCGUCCCAAAGGUUUACCCCGAGCUUGCAGCUUGCUGGCCACUCGUUAACAAUGAGACUCUCUCCCAUACUAUCACAACGACAAGCGAGAUAUGCGACCCUUUAGUUUCGUCACUCUUAGACCUGGGGUAUGCAGUGGACCUCGAGAACGAUGAGUCAGGGAGCCGUACUGUCCCGAUCGCAGUAGUUGCGUCCGGGGAGUGUGGCAAUGCUAUUUCUUUAUACAAACUGGACGAAGAUUGCGUGGAUUUGAGGCUGGGUACAACAGUCCGUAUGCGUGUCCCCUCCAUCGAGGAAACUGGAAGUGCCGAGUGGUCUGCACGAGGUGCCCCUGUUCGCCAGAUAUGUUUUGCGCGCACCGUGGAAGAGAAGCCAACGAGGCCUGUUCCUGCUCACAUAUGCCUCGAUAGUGAUCAUAUGUUGCUAGGUAGAUCCCGUAAUUCCCAUCUCGAUGCAAACCCAUUGGUGGAAAUAUCCAAUUCUCAAACUGGCGGCUCUGCACAUGCAGCUGUGACUUUCAAUCCGUGGUACCAGAAGCAAAUUGGUAUUGUUGACGAGAGGGGAAAUUGGAGCAUUUGGGAAAUAUCUGGUCGCCACAGACAGAAUAAAGGUAAUUGGACUGCUGCACGUGUCAAAUAUGGCGCACUACCAUGGCUGGACCUUGGUGACAGCCACGAUAUAGACGGUUAUCCUCGACAUGAUGGAUGGGCGGCCAUAGAGUGGGUUGGAGAUGUCAAUAGCUUCAUUGUCUCUGACAGGCGUUGUCCCAUGCUCUAUCGAAUGGAAGACGGUCAGGCAUGCCCUUAUUCCAUAGAGCUUGGUCUGAAGAAAAAGUCGGAGUGGAUCUUGGAUGUUAAGCGGAGCUCCUGCAACGUAUCUAAUAUCUUCAUUCUAACAACAUCACGGGUCUUCUGGUUUGAUGUCAACACUGACUUGGCUGUAGCCGCUAAAGAUGGGACAAGGCCUUCCCUCUUUCCUCGCUUGUCCUGGCGCCACUUUCGAGAUCCGGAAGACACGACUUUGCGAGUGGCACAUCUGUCCAUAUAUGAGGACCUCUAUCUUGCGCUGUACUCAAGGCUGAGUCACGUUGUACUGGUUUUCCAUUGUCCCGCAGUAUCCACCGGUCACGAUGACAUAGAACCUAUGCCCGACCCGUUUGUUUUGGAUAUCCCGUUGGAGUCUGAAUAUGACGUCGAGUCUCAACCGAGUAUGGCACAAUUUUCAUCACUCGUUUUCAAAAAUAUCAUGCAUCUACCAUCGACGACUGGGAGAGAUGAUUAUGAUCCGGGCCUAAAGCUUAUAAAGCUCUUUGUGCUAGACUCACGCCUAUCUAUCCAUGAAUCAAUAUAUGCUGGGCCUUCCGAUACCGGUGCUUCAGAUAGGCAAGACCUAGAAAAGGAUAUCAUCCGGUUAAAAAGACGCUACCAAACGACACGCCAAGGGAAUUUGCAGUCAUCACGGUCUUACGGGGAUUUCAUAGUUGAUGAUUAUGACGAGUCUGUAGCGGGCCCUGGAACGCCUACUUUCCCAGAUACUGGGAUUUCUAAUAUUACACCACUUGCAAUUUCCCAAUGGAGUAUCGACUUCUCGCAGGUUUAUGAGGUUGCUAUUGGGAGACUCGUGGUUUCACCAGGAGGCGACCCCAGUCAAAGGCAUAAUAAGGGCUUUCAGGAGUCUCUCGAAGAGUUGAAAAGAAAGAUUCCUGCAUGUCCAGAGAGCCAAGCGACGAGUCAGACUCUGCUUGAAAUUCUUGGUCGCAGCUCGCCAUUGGAUGAUGUUGACCAGAAUGCACAGGAUGUUGAGGACUUGCUAUCUGCGCUCCUAACAGACAACGCAUGCACCCACAAACAUCAUCAGCAGCUUAUCGUGCAAUUGCCUGGCCAUCUAAGUUGGCGAUCUACCAAGCCUGUUCAAUCGACAGAGCCUUCUAGGUCUGGCCUGAUAGAGAUAUACGACCAAUCAGUCAAUGAUUGGCUUACUCUGUCGCAUAAUAUACCCGUUCGCGCACGGAUCACGAAGGAGAAAAUUAUCCGAGAUGUUGCAGCCGAUUUUGCCCUGGCACGGGUCGCAGCGCGUAGGAUAAAUUAUGAAUCGAAUGGAACCAACCCCCAAACAACAAAUCAAAAGAGCGCGCCAUCAUCCAAGUCAGAAUUUACCUUUAGAUUCAGGAGCGGGAAACAGACACUCGUCCCGUCUGAAAUCCCAGGAGAGAGUGACUGGAGUAGCUUCGCAACCGAAGGUCAUGGAACAUCUGAUGUAAAACCGAAAUUCCUUGACUCCACACUAGCUUCUUUUACCGAUUUCGAUAGUGAGCGAAAGCGGUUUGUAUCACCAGACGUGGCAAAUAUAUUACAACACUGGCUACCGGAGACAGACCCAGCAACAUAUGACUGGCAAAGAACUAUACAAGCGCUGGAACUGGAGGAAUCGCAAUGGGGCACUAACGAUACAACUCCAAAGCGCAAGCUGAAGAAAAAGAAAGUAGACUCUUUCACUCCUCGUCCAGCGACUUCAAACAGUCAGGUCAUGGAGGAUGACCUUCCCAUGACCCAAGUCGAGCGAGGUGCGUUUGGUGGUCGAGAAGCUGGGAGGAAAAGUACGGCGAAGGCAAAGAAGAAGAAGCGAGCGGCUGGCUUUUAG